GAUGUGCAGGCUGAUCACAAUCUACACUGGUCGCAAAGGCAGAAUCAGUUGUGUCCAGCAUGGUAAGGGUAGCAGUUUUAGCAGAUUUUUCACAUGACACAUUUCCUUAGAAAGCAUGCUUAAAUCAAGCUUACCCUUCAUUCAGAUAGUGUAAAAAGACAAUGUAAAUAAAAUAAAUCCCAGAAUUUAGCAUAUGCGCCAUAAUACGCUUUGAAAAUUGCAAUAUAUCAAUAUGUGAAGAUUGAGAUUUUGAACCUUUCCUGUAGAAGUGUUCUCAGUUUAGGUACAAACAUAAUACAAUGACCAUCAAUAAUGUCGGUUUAGCAAAUAAUAUCAUGGGAAAAUGAGCUCCUUGUGACAUAUGGUCCUACUCAUAUCAAUAUUUCCUUUUACAAUUGUAGUUUUCCGCUUGCAAGACAACUGUAAGGGGGGGACUAGAAUGACUUUCAAAAAACACUUGUACCAAUGGUGAUGUUGGAAAAUAACAUAAGAGGCAUUUGUUUGUAUUUUAUCACAUUUGCACAUAGUUUAGACUUCAGUUAACGGAUAGUGAGUUUUUUUUCUUUGUGUGUUUUAUAAAGACAUUUUAUAUGGCACGUUCUGAAGGAGUUUUAUUGUGGAAAUUGAUUUUCAACCUGAAACCUUUGUCUUAAGAAUUGAGACCAAAAAUAGCUUAGAACACGUUGAAAAGCUUUUAAAUUCAAGAGCAAAUGGUUUGAAACAAAGGAAUUAUUUUCUUAUCAAGUGUUGUUCAAUUUUGAAAGGAUUACAAUGAAUUAUCUUUUAUCUGAAAUUUAAGUGGAUUUUCGUCACAGAAUUUUCAUUGUUACAUAGCCAGAAGGUGUUGGUAUCUAUGGUAAAACCGUCUUUUGAUAAGAUAAUCAAAAGUCUUUGUGGUUUCCGUAAAGUCCAUAAAUCUAAAUGAAAAUGUAUUUUAAUAUAAUCAAUUAUAUCUGAUCAAUCGAACCUUGUGAAUACAGCUGCACUAAAGAGAUUGUGCACAACAGUUUGUUUAAGUAAUUCGCUACUAAAACAUGGAUUUAGGAAGUAACUACCGAGUGGAGAUGCUGUCAUCUCAAGUGGAUUUCCUUUUCGACGAUUAUUCCGGCUAUAUCAUAGAAGGUUUAUUUACAGAUGGAAGUGGUCAGCCUCUUAUACCAGGGUCUUUAACUCCGCCGGACAAGAUGAAUGACAGCAUGGUAACCAUGACAGCACCAAACCAUCUUGAACUCGGCUCCUUACCAUCAACGAUACAGACCCCACCAAGUCCGCUCCCAACUCCCUCGCCACCUAUCAUGAGAACACAUACAGAUAUAAAUGGUUACGAGUAUAAAAGUCAGUACCAUGACCAAAGGCUGACAAGAGAGGCAAUGAGGAAAUAUCUAAAAGACCGAGGGGAUCAAGUGCUUGUUAUUUUACACGCUAAGGUUGCUCAGAAGUCAUAUGGUAAUGAAAAAAGAUUUUUUUGUCCUCCACCAUGUAUUUAUUUAUUUGGGAAUGGCUGGAAACGGAAAAAAGAGGAAAUGGAGAAGGGCGGGGCUACGGAACAGGAAUCAACUGUUUGUGCUUUUAUGGGGAUUGGUAAUUCAGACCAGGAAAUGGUGCAACUAAAUAUGGAGGGAAGGAAUUACUGUGCUGCAAAGACACUAUAUAUAUCAGAUUCUGAUAAAAGAAAACAUUUUAUGUUAAGUGUAAAAAUGUUCUAUGGAAGUGGGCAAGACAUUGGUGUAUUUCAUAGUAAAAGGAUUAAAGUAAUUUCUAAACCGUCUAAGAAAAAACAGUCUUUGAAGAAUGCUGAUUUAUGUAUAGCAUCGGGGACCAAAGUAGCUUUAUUUAACAGAUUACGGUCACAGACUGUGAGUACAAGAUAUCUACAUGUGGAGGACGGCAACUUUCACGCUAGUUCUAUACAAUGGGGGGCUUUCACAAUACACUUACUUGAUGAUAACGAAUCAGAAAGUGAAGAGUUUACGGUUAGGGAUGGUUAUAUACAUUACGGGUCUACUGUGAAACUGGUGUGUUCUGUUACUGGCAUGGCUCUACCUCGACUUGUGAUACGUAAAGUAGACAAGCAGACUGCAGUGCUUGAUGCAGACGACCCAGUUUCUCAGCUCCAUAAAUGUGCCUUCUACCUGAAAGAUACUGAAAGAAUGUACCUCUGCCUUUCACAGGAAAGAAUUAUACAAUUCCAGGCAACACCAUGUCCAAAGGAGGCAAACAAAGAGAUGAUCAACGAUGGUGCAUCAUGGACUAUAAUUAGCACAGAUAAAGCAGAAUAUACAUUUUUUGAAGGCAUGGGGCCAGUCAAAGAACCUGUGACUCCAGUCCCUGUGGUAAAUAGUUUACAGUUGAAUGGGGGUGGAGAUGUGGCCAUGUUAGAUUUAGUAGGUGAAAAUUUUACUCCAAUGUUACGGGUGUGGUUUGGUGAUGUAGAGGCAGAGACUAUGUACAGGUGUGAGGACGGCAUGCUGUGUGUCGUACCCGACAUCAGCGCCUUCAGAGCCAGCUGGAGAUUUGUUAAACAACCACUACAGGUACCUGUUUUGUUAGUGAGAAAUGAUGGGGUGAUAUACUCUACUGGACUAACAUUCACUUAUACACCAGAGCCCGGUCCCCGGCAACGAUGUCGGGAGGUCGAUGGACUCCUUGGCAACAGCCAUGUUAACCAAUCAGACUCCUCAGCUAAUAAUAGUAACAAUGGUCAGAACGGACUGUUAAGUCAUGUUGACCCAGUGUAGCCAUUGACUUGGUUGUGAUAUAACCUAAAAUGUGCAUUAGAAUAAAUUAUUUUGUGAUACUGUUAUGUUCAAAUUUAGUGCUAGUGUGAGAGUUCAGUGCAGUUUUUCUGGAUAGUCUGUGAAAAUUGUGAAUGGAAUAUAAUCAACAUCAGCAUGCGGAUAGAAUUCAAGACUUCAGUCACUACUGGACUUGUUUUCAAACGAUUUUCCAUCAAAAUAUACUAUUUACUGACACAUGAAAUUUUGCAUUUCUCAUUUAAUUUUCAUUGAAUUUAUUUCAACUUUACAACAAAAGAUAAACAGCAUUAAAAAAAACUUGACAGAGUCAAAUUUGUAAUACUAUAAUUAUGAAAUCAUGUUCCUCUGUAACAAAUAUCAUGAACUUUUGAAUAUCAAGUAUAUCAUGGAAUCAGCUGUCCUUAAAACAUUUUUGACAUAAAAUCUAAGUAAAAGAUGUCAGUUUUGCAGAAUAGAAUAUAACAUUGGCUAAUGUAAUGAAGAUAUUUUUUUUAUCACUGAGUAGAUUACUUGUUAUUUAUGAGUUUUGAUAUUCCAAACUGUUCAUGAAAUUAGUGAAUUUUUUGUGUGUAGAAGGCAGCUAUUUAAACUUGUGUAUUUUUUUUUGCAAUGACCAACAUUGAAAAACAGCGAUACACGGUGAAAGACAGAGUCUUCCUUUUCAGUAGCAGAGAUGGGUUGACGGUAUAGGAUCAUGCAUUUUGUGGUUUUCAUUCGUUAACUGGAAUAUAAUAUCGUUUAGUAAAUGAUAAUAAACUCUCUGCAACAAAGUCAGUAUUUUAAAACUGUGCUUAAGUCUUUGAUAUACUUAAAAUUAUGCCAAAUCUUGUGAAAAUGAAAAGUAAACCGAUUAAUUUCAUAAAACUACUUUUUUUCCAACAUAAACAAUGCUGUAUGUUAAGAUUUACAAGUAAAAUGAAAUAAAAAUAGCCUCAAUGAAUACCAGUACAACAGAGUCAUUCAUGCAUACAUGUACUAUUCAACUAUUAGUAAAUAUAUUCAAUGUGUGAAUGGAAUUAGUAUUUGACUUAGUAUUUUGAAACACUUGAGAUGAUAUGUCGUAUUGUUGAAUACUGUAAAAUCAUUUAAUUUCGUAGGCAUGAAAUUUCGUGGUAUUGGUAAAAAGGGCAAUUUCGUGGGGAUAUAAAUUCGUGGAUUUCAUCGUUUGAAUAUAAAAUGAAUGGGAAUUUUACUUGUUCAUUAGGAUUAAAUUUCGUUGAUUGACUCAACCACGAAAUCCACGAAAAUUAAUCCCCCACGAAUAUUAAUGAUUUCACAGUAUACUAUCAGAAUUAACCUUUGCAAAAUAAACAAAGUACUAUGUAAUUUUUCCAUUUCCAAGGGCAGAAAAAAAUUACAGUUUUAGCCAAUACAGCUGUUUUAGUUGAGACAUAAAUUUGUGAAUUUAAUCUAAUUUUUGUUGAUAUGAAAUGCAAAUUUGUAUCUAAUUUUUUGGAUAAAUGCAAUCGGUGAAUUGUGAUUAUAGGUAACUAUCUCCGCAGCUCUGCCAACCCCAAAAUCCUCGAAAAAUUAAGUCGGCCACAAAUGACAAUGAUUUCAUACUACAGUAAUGUUAUUGUUGCAGUUUUAUACCAUGCAUUUUAUUACUGAUAUAUUUAUAUGCAAAACAAACUUUUGUUAAUGUAAAUGGCAAUGAAAUACACAUAUCAAUACAUGAAAUUAAUCCACUUCAACUGUUUCGUGCAAAUUUAUGUUAACCAGCCAGCAUUGGCUUUAUGAGAGUUUUUAGGGCUUUUUCCAAGGGUUCUCAUGGGUCGCCAGUGUUCUCUCGGGCCACCAGUGAACAGUAGCUGAAUCAUCAUAACUUAAGGCUAUUGCCUGUUUGUUUACCAUAGUUGAAAUUUUGGUGUAGUGAAAAUAAAUUUCACCAGGGGCCCUUUUUUUCACAAAUACCCUUGAAAAAGCCCUGAUUUUAUAUGCAGUCUAAAUAUCUAUAUAUAUUCAUAACAUUUCAUUAAUGUCUAUUUUCUCUGCACAUGUAGGGGUCUGCAUGUGCAGUUUGUCAAGGUUGCUGGUUUCAAACCAAACCACUUUCCUGCCAUACUGCAGGUUUGAAAUGUCGCCUGUGAUUUAAAUUCCUUCAUAUGAAAAAAACAUUAGAAAGGCUUCUGUUUGGGUCUUUGCUCAUGUGUGCCUGAGUUAAUGUCCAUCCAGUAUUCAGAAAAGUUGUAAAAUCACCAUAUGACCCUAGUGCUGUUGGAUACAUGCACUAGAUUUACUUUAUUUAAAACUUACGACAUUGUUCAUAAUUUUUGAUAUAAAUUAUAUAAAACCUAAAUUUCUCUUUUGUUCCAGAAAAAUCUAAACGUUAAUUGUCCUAUGCUUCAAAAAGAAACAAAAACCUUCCUUAGAGUAGACAUUGCAAGUCAUUACAGAUCUGUUUGCCAUUCCAAAGAUACAAUGCAGCACCAAAAUUGAACCAAGCCAUGAGAAAACCAACAUAGUGCGUUUGCGACCAGCAUAGAUCCAGUCCAGCCUGUGCAUCCGCGCAGUCUGGUCACGAUCCAUGCUGUUUGCUUUCAAAGCCUAUUUCAGUUAGAGAAACUGUAAGCAAACAGCAUGGAUCCUGACCAGACUGUGCGGAUGCUCAGGCUGGCCUGGAUCCAUGCUGGUUGCAAAUGCACUAUGUUGGUUUUCUCAUGGCAUGGCUCAAAUAUUUGUUACACCAAACUACAUCAUUCAAAAUUUUCAUUAUUUCUCAUUGUUGCAUGCACAAACCUAAAAUGUUGUUAUUAUGUUGUUUUUAGUGCCAGUAUAUUUUUUGUCAUGUAUAUUUUGAACUUGUUAUCAUUGUAUUUAAAACUAUAAAUGCAUGUAUAAACUAUUGAUGCGUGUUUUAUCUAUUGAUGCAUGUAUAUACAGAUAGGUAAAUGUUUUUUUUUUUAUACAGAUAAUAGAUUAAAGUUUUAAGUUUACUGUAAAUGCACAUGUUUUCGCUGGGUCAGAAUUUCCCGAGUUUGAAAUUUUGUGUAUGUUCAUGAGGUUUAAUAUUCGCGGAAUUGUAAAAAUUGUAUCCUACUUGAAUUUGAAUUAUACUAAUGGUGAAUAUUUAUGAGAGGAUGAAUUUUGGCGUGAUGUAAGGCCUUGUGAAUAUAGCGAAAAUUAAAUCCUCGCAAAAAUUUCUGCUUUUACAGUUUAUGAGUGGUGAUGUAGGGCAAAACCUCUCAUCUGAGCUGUUGGAUCCAUUAAGCAUGCAACUAGGGUUUGCUCAUAUUAUUUUUUUUUUUAAAGUACACAAGCUGAGUAUAAGUUUUAAAAGAAUCCAGCAACAAAAUUGAGUCAAAGUUGCAAUUCUGUGACUAAUAGACAAAAAAUGAUAGAUAAUAUCAAAAUUCUUGAUGAUAAAUGGCUGAGUGAUUAAGUCUGUUGACUUCAAAUCACUUGCCCUCUUUUUGCGAAAAGUUUAUGGAGGAACUAAUACUACAUUGUACAAGGCAUUCCCAUAAAAAUCAUAUGCAUGACCUCCAUGAAUUGUAGAUGCACCUAAAUAUCCGUUUAAAGUCUGUAUGAGGAAUUGAACAAGGAUUGCUAUCUGUUCUACUUUACAAGUUGCAGUUUCAAAAUUAUGAAAUUUAUUAUCUAUGCACAUAAUGAAAUAACACUGCAAUUAUCAAAUAAUAAUAACUGACUUGAUCCUUAUCAUGCUGAACAUGACUGAUUCUGCCUUUGCAACCAAAGUAGAUCAUGAUCAGCCUGCACAUCCGUGCAGUCUGAUCAUGAUCUGCACUGUUCGCUUUUCAGAAAAUAUACUUUUGAUUAGCACCCCUUUUAACAGUUAAUGGUACAGUCCAAAUAGAAAAAUGGACAAAUUCAUUAUAGAAAUGUGACUGGGUAAGGGUUAAAAUUGGUAUGUGUUACAUAGACCUUAAUUGCAAUACAUAGUUUAUGUAUUUAUUUAUAAAAACCUGUUGUCUGGAUAUCUAGUGCCAUUUUUACAAUUGACUUGUUAAGAAAACUAUUGUUUUAAAACAUAUUUUAAAAUGCAUGUCAUUAUAUCAGGUAAAGAACUUUCAGCAGUGAUAAAUAUUAUGAGCUGUUCAUAUUUAUGGAACACAAUCUUGUUUUAGUUGUGUUAUCACCAGGGCCCAAAGUUAUAAAACCUGAGUUUGGAGACCAGUCUCAAAAUUCCAGCACCUGAUUGGCUGUUUCUUAGCUCAUUUUUGAAAUUGACCAAUGACAAAGCAGCAUUCUUGGACUGGUCCUCAGUCUCAGUUUUAUAACCUUGGAUCCAGUUCUUUUAAAAUUAAUCUGAUCAAAUAUGUUUUUAAAUUGUAUAUAUUAUCUCAAGUUAGGGCAAAUAUUGAAAUGCCUGGAAUGCAAUGCUAUAUAAAUGCAUUAUUGUUGUACAGUACGAUUUUGUAAAAUAUUUUUGUGUAAAUAUUUUAUAUUCACAUGUUAAUACAUACACUCACAGUCAUAAAUGCCAGUUGUUUUUUGUUUCCAAUUCAUUUUAGGUCUUUUCUUAUAAAACAGUUAAAUAAUAAAUACAUUGCAAAAUAA
This is a messenger RNA of Mercenaria mercenaria, 7277 nucleotides long. Its product is annotated as recombining binding protein suppressor of hairless-like. Lineage: Eukaryota; Metazoa; Mollusca; Bivalvia; Venerida; Veneridae. The record is from RefSeq and is a predicted model, not a curated record. The coding region runs from base 1035 to 2738 and encodes 567 amino acids. Gene Ontology annotation, biological process: regulation of transcription by RNA polymerase II. Gene Ontology annotation, cellular component: nucleus. Gene Ontology annotation, molecular function: RNA polymerase II cis-regulatory region sequence-specific DNA binding; DNA-binding transcription activator activity, RNA polymerase II-specific. The transcript has 12 exons.